This is a messenger RNA of Cladocopium goreaui, 2940 nucleotides long. Lineage: Eukaryota; Dinophyceae; Suessiales; Symbiodiniaceae. The record is from the annotation of a GenBank genome assembly.
AUGGAAACAGCGGAGUGCCAGGUGCAGCGGCUGGAUGUUGGGGCCACAGCCUGGGGCCGCAGCCAAGAUGUCUUGCGCGAGCGCUACGUCAAUUCCCACGAAGGCCCUGACGUGUCUCGAAAUGAUUCAGGAAAGCCCACUGCCAGAUUUGACGUGGGAGACAUUUGCGAAGUCAUCGGAGCAGCGUUGGUCCGGCAGGCUGAAGAUCUUCAAAGCCCCAAGGUAGCACAGCUGCUGGACGGGUGUCGUGUUGAAGUGACACAAAUCGGUUCCGGAGCAAGUGGCAAGCGCAUUGCCAUCCAAGAUACAGGCAGUGUCCACGGUUGGGUUAGUGUGGUGUCGUCCAGCGGUGAAGCUUUGGUUCGCAUCAUUGAAAAGGAACUGCGUGGGGCGGCUCGUGAGAAGAGGAUCGAGGCGGCAGUGAAGGCUGCCCGUCAUGAUCAUGGCAAGCACACAGCGCGCUUUGAAGUGGGCGACUUGUGCCAUGUGAUCACGAGUGUGAUUGUUCGGAAGGAAGAGGCUUUGGACAGUCCGCAAGUCGCCAAGCUGCCAGACCGAUGCCAAGUGGAGGUGCUUGAGAUUGGCAGUGGACCCAGUGGCAAACGUCUUUGUGUGAGAGAUGAAGAAGGUGUCUCUGGGUGGAUCAGUGUGGUCUCCUCCGAUGGUACGCAGCUUCUCCGGAAGGUCAAAGCACCGCUUCCAGAGGCGCCGGCUUUUCCGGCUUUUUCACCAGUCACCUUGGAGGAAUAUCCUCCGGUCGAGUCAAAGAUCGUUGAGACCAAAAAGCCGCGGCCACAAGCGCCUUCACUCAGUACCGUCCAACCGUCAACCCUGGCAAAGUUUGUAGAGCCAUUCUUUUUGGUGAGUUCCACAAGAGCGCAACGUGGUUUUGACUUGGAAAUCUCCUAUCUGCAGAGAGAAGACAUCGAGCAGUUACUCUCCGAGAAGUUUGCCAGCGAAGGCAUUCAGGAGCCCAGCUACGACCACUUGAAGUUGCGGGAUGCCACUGGAAAAUGGUACAGGCCAGGAGAAGCACCAGAUGUGCCCACCCCGGACCUUUUCCCAUUGACACUGUACUACAGGCCUCCAAAGCCGCAACAUUCCGCCGAGACAGUCCUAACCUUGAGAAGAAGAGAAGCCUAUGAGGCCUUAUCUCCUUCUCAGCGAAAGGGCUUAUCGGAGGUGCAGCGACAGCUGGAGUGUGCCUACAACGCCCAGAAUAACGACUUGGUGGACCGGGCAAUGCGGCUGGCGCAUUCCCUGGGGCUCCCACUCGGGACUGGUGGCUUGCCAUCCUCAUUGAUGCCAGAGUCGGUUUGCUUUCCGAAAGGCAAUGAGCCGCUGCUGUACGAUGGUCACAUCUACUCGAUGCACUCCACCUCUCUGUUGGUGUUCGAUCCACCGGACUUCAGUGUGCCAAUGGGAAUGUGGAACCCGCAGCGCCAAAGGGUUGAUCCUGCAGUGUUGCAGAAUGAGCAUCCCAACAGAUCUGACAUCGUGCACUUUGGAAAGACCUUCCAUAUGUUGGAGCAGGGCCACAUCAUUGACCCAGACUCGCAGCAGGUCGUGGGGAUGAUCCGUCCGAUGACGGGGGACUUUGAGUUCUUUGACCCCAUCCCGCUGCAAGUUGCUGAGUUCAUGAUGAAGCGCGGCUUUCGCCUGGAAGCACCGACUGCCAGAUUGACGAAUGCCCCAUUCUUACCUUUUGUCCUGGAGGUGGAGCAACAGGAGGGCAACCCGGAACUUCAUUUGCACAUGCAGACCACCGGCAGCUCGAAAGCGUUGAAAUAUGCUCCGCUUGAAGAUCGAGGGAACAAAGAAAUCGUCAUGAAGGCCAUGCGUGAGGGCCACGGACAUCAGAGCUGGAAGGUCAUGCUGUAUGGAAGUAAAGAGCUACGGAGGGAUCGUGACGUCUUGGCUGAAGCGGUGAAGCAGGACUACACUGCUAUGGCCUAUGCUUCGCCAUAUUAUGGAGACCGAAACUUCAUGAUGAAGGCUGUGCAGCAGCAUGGCAUUGCUCUAAGAUAUGGCACUGAAGAAAUCCGUUCAGAUCCUGAUCUGGCCUACGCAGCAGUGAAGACCAGCUGGAGGGCCAUGAAGAACGUGUCCCGAAAGCUUUGUGGAUCUUCUCGCAUCGUCAGAGAAGCUGUGAAGCAAUGCUGGCAAGCCUUGGAGUAUGCUUCAGAGGAGUUGAGGGAUGACAAGGACAUUGUCAAUCUGGCUUUGAAACAGUCCUGGCGAUCUCUGCAGUUUGCUUCCCUGCGUUUGCGUGGCGAGAGCGGCUUCAUGCUGAAAGCGCUGGCGCAGGGGGUGGAGUCCCUACAGUACGCGGCCCCUGCAUUGUGCUACGAUUAUGAUUUCAUGAAGCAGGCCGUGGCAGUGAACGGCAUGGCGCUCCAAUAUGCUGCCCAAGACCUCAUGGACCGAGAGUUGGUGUUGGAGGUGGACGGAGAUGCGGUCAGAAAUACCUGGCGCGCGCUGGAACAUGCCCCGCCAAGCUUUUGCGCGGACCGAGCUGUAGUGCUCGAGGCGGUGCACCAGCACCAUGCUGCCUUGCAGCUGGCGUGCCCCAGUGUGCUUUACGACGAGGAGCUAGUCUUUGAAGCCGCCAAGAGGCGGCCAGAUUUCUUGCGCCUGGUGCCUGAAAGCCUACGAGGCAGCAGAGGUCUCAUGGUGAAAAUGGUGAAACUGCAUCCCAUGUCCCUGCAAUAUGCCUCUGAGGAGCUUCGUUGCGAUGAAGACUUGGUCCUGGAGGCGCGGCAGACCUGGGGGUCCUUGGCCAUGGGAGUCAUUCGUGGACUUUUUUUGGCUCAAGACCUGAAGGCAACCAGCAGACAGACACCACCUAUGUAUGUGGCACUCUGCAGGAUCACAUCAGGAUCAAGUCCUACUAUGCCCUUUUCUUUUUUGGCCAAGCAAAUCAAGAUCUGUACAGUCUGA